This is a messenger RNA of Aureobasidium subglaciale EXF-2481, 402 nucleotides long. RefSeq lists its product as uncharacterized. NCBI's taxonomy places the organism in Eukaryota, Fungi, Ascomycota, Dothideomycetes, Dothideales, Saccotheciaceae. The transcript is spliced from 2 exons. Bases 1 to 402 code for a protein of 133 amino acids. The record is from RefSeq and is a predicted model, not a curated record.
AUGUUCCGCUCCACCAUCAUCCGCAACGCUCGCCUCUUCAGCACCAACGCGCGCUUCCAAAAGUCCGUCACCGAGACCGUCAAGGAGACCGCCCAAGCAGUCGACAGGACAAUUUCCGAUGCCGCCGUCAAGGGUAUCGAGAAGGGUGAACAAGCAGCCGCCACCAUCAAGCAAGCCACAAACCUCUCCGCCGGCGAAGUAAAGGGCAAGGCCUACGAAGUCGCUGGCGAAGCCUCCGGAAAAGCCUCUGAACUCACUGGCGCAGCAAAGGGCAAGGCCGCCGAGCUCAGCAAGACCUCUCCCGACUCCGUAGCAGAGGCCGAGGGUAUGGUCAAGGGAAAGGCCAACCAGCUUUCCGGUCAGGCAAAGGGAAAGAUUGCGGAGGUCAAGGGAAAGAUGUAA